This is a messenger RNA of Salmo salar (Atlantic salmon), 1617 nucleotides long. NCBI's taxonomy places the organism in Eukaryota, Metazoa, Chordata, Actinopteri, Salmoniformes, Salmonidae. The record is from RefSeq and is a predicted model, not a curated record.
AUGUCCACCCUACAGCCGGAGAUCACUAUGUACACAGGUAAGAACAGGGAUAUUGACCCUCCAUGUGUCAACAGGCCGGUAUUAGAGAUCACUAUGUACACAGGUAAGAACAGGGAUAUUGACCCUCCAUGUGUCAACAGGCCGGUAUUAGAGAUCACUAUGUACACAGGUAAGAACAGGGAUAUUGCCCCUCCAUGUGUCAACAGGCCGGUAUUAGAGAUCACUAUGUACACAGGAGAGAGACGUGACUAUCGGGGAUCCUCCUGGGAGCCUCAACAACAUCAUGAUGCUGAAGAGGCAGAGAAAAGUCUCUCCAGAUCAGAACUCCUAAAGAAACACCAGCAGAGACCCACAGGGAAGAAAUCUAACUGCUGCUCUGGCUGUGGGAAAAGAUUCAACACUUCAUCAGACCUUAAAAUACAUCAAAGAAUUCACACUGGAGAGAAACCUUACAGCUGUGAUCAAUGUGGGAAGAGAUUUACCAGAUCUAGCUAUCUCACUAUACAUCAGAGAAUACACACAGGAGAGAAACCAUAUAGCUGUGAUCAAUGUGGAAAGAGUUUCGGUGCAUCUGGCUGUCUGACAAAACACCAGAGAACACACACAGGAGAGAAACCUUAUAGCUGUAGUCAAUGUGGAAAGAGUUUCUGUAUAUCUGGCUCUCUGACUGAACACCAGAGAACACACACAGGAGAGAAAUCUUAUAGCUGUGAUCAAUGUGGGAAGAGUUUUUCUCGGCAAUACAGCCUGAUAGUACACCAGCGGACACACACAGGAGAGAAACCUUAUAGCUGUGAUCAAUGUGGGAAGAGUUUUACUACAUCUAGCUAUCUAACUAUACACCAGAGAACACACACAGGAGAGAAACUUUAUAGCUGUAGUCAGUGUGGGAAGCGUUUUACUUGGCUAAACAACCUAAUAUCACACCAGAGAAGACACACAGGAGAGAAACCUUAUAGCUGUGGUCAAUGUGGGAUGAGUUUUACUCAGUCAACCAGCCUGACAUCACACCAGCGGACACACACAGGAGAGAAACCUUAUAGCUGUGAUCAAUGUAGGAAGAGUUUUACUACAGGAAGAGACCUCACUGCUGCUCAGAGAACACACACAGGAGAGAAACCUUAUAGCUGUGGUCAAUGUGGGAAGAGUUUUACUCAGUCAAGCAGCCUGAUAUCACACCAGAGAAUACACACUGGAGAGAAACAUUAUAUCUGUGGUCAAUGUGGGAAGAGUUUUACUACAUCUGGCUCUCUGACUUCACACCAGAGAACACACACAGGAGAGAAACCUUUUAGCUGUGAUCAAUGUGGGAGGAGUUUUACUAGGUCAAGCAUUCUGACUGUACACCAGAGAAGACACACAGGAGAGAAACCUUAUAGCUGUGAUCAAUGUGGGAAGAGUUUUAGUCAAUCUGGCUCUCUGACUCUACACCAGAGAACACACACAGGAGAGAAACCUUGUAGCUGUGAUCAAUGUGGGAAGAGUUUUAGUCAAUCUGGCUCUCUGACUCUACACCAGAGAACACACACAGGAGAGAAACCUUGUAGCUGUGAUCAAUGUGGGAAGAGUUUUAGUCAAUCUGGCUCUCUGACUCUACACCAGAGAACACACACAGGA